Molecule: messenger RNA, 1092 nt
Organism: Naegleria lovaniensis
Lineage: Eukaryota; Heterolobosea; Eutetramitea; Acrasida; Naegleriidae
Exons: 1
Coding region: 1-1092 (363 amino acids)
Source: RefSeq, a predicted model, not a curated record
AUGUGGGUAUACACAUGUUUGCUCGUGCUUUUCAUGUUUGUUCAAUGUUCAACUGCACAAAUCUUGACUCGUGUUAAACCAGACUCGAUUCUCGUGUUGAAUACCAACCAGACUGGUUACAUUGAUCAUGUCAUCCCAAUGAAUGAACAACAACCAGAAGGCAUGUUUAUCAUUAGUGGAAGUCCCAAUCGAAUGACCAUUCUCAAUUCAUUCCAUGUGUUUCAAAGUUUCGUCAUUGACACUUCAUCAAAUCCAAAACUCAACACGAUGGGUGUAACAGAAACAUGCAAAGGAGGUUUAUACACUCCAGACUAUGGUUCAUUCAAUUUAGUGUAUAGUGGAUCUUCGAUUGGAAAAUCAUAUAUUGUCCAAUUGAAAUCCACAAAUUUGUCUCAAAUUGUGGAUUUGGUUUCACUAGGACCUCAAUCUCAAGUCAUUGAUGUGGUUGCCAAUCGAGAGUUGAAACUCUUACACAUCAUGUUGAAGAAGAAUACUCUCUUGACUCUCCUCACAUUCGAUCCUAAAGAUAAUUCCAUUCGUGAACAAUUAUUUCCAACCAUGACUGCUGCCAAGAUGCACUUUAAUAUUGAGUUAGGUCUUGUGGUUGGAGUUGGCAAUGCAACUGAAGGUCAUUUACUCGUUUUGGAUCCAAUUUCAUUGCAAGUGUUGACUGAACAAUCCUUACAACGACUCUUCACUGUAGAUUCCAUCACUUCAUCGGUAACAAACAGACAAUUGUUGAUCAUCUACUCCGAGUAUUAUACUUCUAUGGUUCAGUUCACCUACCACCCCUCUACCAAAACAUUUUCUUUCACUCAAGGAGUGUAUCAUAAUGAAUAUAUGAGAAUAUCAAGAUGUGAAAUUAGACAGACAGCUACAUGCUUGAAUGAUAAUAGAGCAAUUAUGGCUUUCAAUCUUAUGGUCUCGUACAAGGAUCCACGUUACUAUGCAUUGGAGGCAGAGGAUGACUUGAGAUUGAGUUUUACUCAAUACGACGAUGAAGAUCAAGCAUUGUUGUAUGUGCCUCAAACCUAUUUUGAUGGAGCGACCUUUAAAAUUGGAAUAUUCAAUUAUGCAAAAUUGCUUCCUUAA